CAUUUUUUCUGACAGAUUUUAGAAAUGAAAUAUAUUGCUUAAUUCAUUUAUAUUAGUGUUUCUUAAUUAGUAGAUAAGAUAUAAGAAAAUAUGUGUAUAAUUUUUCUGUGCACCGACUUACUAAAGAUAUAAAUAAUAUAAUAUUUGUUAUUAAUAUAAAUUAAAAAAGCCAUACUUUAAUCGUUUAAAUAAAAUUUUGGUUUGAUAUACAAAUUUUUUAUUAGUUUCCAAUUUAUUAAAAAAUUCGUCAAGAUGAUGGAAGAUAUGCAAGAAGAGAUUCAGUUUGUGGUGGAUGAUGUAAGUAGAAUUAUUAAAGAGGCAAUUGAAAUGAAUAUUGGUGGAAAUGCUUACCAACAUAAUAAACUAAAUCAGUGGGCAUCGAAUGUUGUUGAAGGAUGUUUGGGUAAACUUACAAAACUUCAGAAACCAUAUAAAUAUAUAGUUACCUGCACCAUCAUGCAGAAAAAUGGAGCAGGAUUGCAUACAGCAAGCUCGUGUUUCUGGGAUAAUGCAACUGAUGGAAGUUGUACAGUACGUUGGGAAAAUAAAACAAUGUAUUGUAUUGUUUCUGUAUUUGGCCUGGCAAUUUAAUUGAUAUUAGUGUACUAACUGUUUCUAACAGAUGUUAAAGAAAAAUACUAAACUUUUGUUUAAUACGUUGCAUAAAUUAUAGCAAGUAUGAUAUAGGAAAAAUGGAAUCUAUUUUUCAUAAUAGCUUUUUCUUUUCAAUAAUAUUAUGUAUUUUUUAUAUUGCAAAUACAUAGUGCUUGAAAUACUAAAUUGUAUUCAUUAAUUGUAGUAUUUAUAUAAGUUCAUGAACUAAAGAUUAAUAUUAAAAUGAUUUAUUGUGUUGUAUGU
Megachile rotundata (alfalfa leafcutting bee) is the source of this 858-nucleotide messenger RNA. RefSeq names its product dynein light chain 90F (gene Dlc90F). Gene Ontology annotation, molecular function: dynein intermediate chain binding. The record is from RefSeq and is a predicted model, not a curated record. Gene Ontology annotation, cellular component: cytoplasmic dynein complex; cytoplasm. Gene Ontology annotation, biological process: microtubule-based movement. NCBI's taxonomy places the organism in Eukaryota, Metazoa, Arthropoda, Insecta, Hymenoptera, Megachilidae.